This is a messenger RNA of Schizosaccharomyces osmophilus, 1836 nucleotides long. RefSeq names its product U3 snoRNP-associated protein Mpp10 (gene mpp10). The transcript has a single exon. NCBI's taxonomy places the organism in Eukaryota, Fungi, Ascomycota, Schizosaccharomycetes, Schizosaccharomycetales, Schizosaccharomycetaceae. Bases 1 to 1836 code for a protein of 611 amino acids. Gene Ontology annotation, cellular component: Mpp10 complex; sno(s)RNA-containing ribonucleoprotein complex; nucleus. Gene Ontology annotation, biological process: rRNA processing. The record is from RefSeq and is a predicted model, not a curated record.
AUGGCGGAAGAAACGGCGGAGAUUCUUGAGCCUACCGCAUUUUUGUUUCCGGAUGAGAAGGCUUCAAAUCAAUUAGUAGAGGAAGCCAUCGGAUACUUCUCAGCUGUCAAAGUUCCUUCUUCUAGUCCUAUCCAAAAAGUCGUUACCAAGAACCUCGAUGCUUGGCAGAUUUAUAACCAGCUUGCAAUUGCUGCAAACCAUACAUUAGAUGAUCUUCCAGAUUUGGAUGUUGAGGAGGAAGGCCCGUCAGACGCAGAGAGUUAUGCUUCUGGAGACGCCCAGGAUGAAAAUCAGCUAGAAACAUCACCGCCGGAAAGCCCAGUUGAGGAUGAGGGAAAAGAAGAUGAUGAAUUUUUAGGGUUUUCUGAUCGGGAAGGUGAAGAAGGCGGUCAUUUGAGUGAUGAAAAUGUCGAGGAUGAGAAUGAGGAUGAAGGCAUGGAAAUGGAUAAUUCUGAUGAAGAAGAGGUAGAAGAACAAGUGCCAGAGGAUCGAGAACCCAAAAAAGAUGCGUUUGGAUUGAACGACAAAUUUUUUGAUAUAGACGAGUUUAACAAGCAGACUGUCGCUUUGGAAGAACAGGAAGCCGAGCAAAAUCAUGAAAUUGGCGAUGAAGAUGAUGACGAUAUCGAUUUGUUCGUUGAUCCUGAAGACGAUGAAGAGGAAGAAGGAGGCCCUCGUGCUGAUUCUGUCUUGUAUGAAGACUUUUUCGGACCCAAAUCAGCAAAAGGACGUCGCGAAGUCAGUAAAAAAAACAAGCGUGAUGCCGAGGCUAAUAAGAAGAAAAAAACAAAGAGAGUGCCAAAGCCAGAGGAAUCUGACGAAGAAGACCAGGAACCCGAAAACGACGAGAAUACUUUUGAUCGUGUCAGAAAAGACCUGUUUGCCGACGAAGAAGAGGAAGAACGUGAAGAUUCUCAACAACUUCUCUCUUCUUAUGAACGUGAUAAAGCUCGAAUUAGUCAACAAAUUAAGGACUUGGAAUCUGAAAACGUCGCCAAAAAGUCUUGGACAAUGGUUGGUGAGGCUACGUCCAAAAGUCGUCCUUCGAACUCACUUCUUGAUGUUGAUAUCGAUUUUGAAACUGGCGCAAAACCUGUUCCCGUGCAAACUGAAGAGACAACCUCUGUACUGGAAGAUGUCAUAAAAAAUCGAAUUUUAAAUAAGAGUUUCGAUGAUGUACCUCGUAAAGCACCCAGCUCACUUCCGGAAUUCCGCCCAAGCGAAUUAUUCGAGCUUGAUGAGAAUAAGGCUCAGCAAUCUCUCGCUGAUAUUUAUGAGGAACAGUACAUGAAGAAAGCUAACCCCAAUACCUAUCAAAGUGGCGCUGACAAAAAGCGCCAGAGUGAUCAUGAAGAGAUUAAAGCAAUGUUCGAAGAUGUCAGUUACACUUUGGAUGCUCUUUCUUCUUGGCACUACAUUCCAGCCCCCGCUGAGGCCAAUGUCCAGGUUGUAUCUAACGCUCCUACACUGACAAUGGAAGAGGCUCAACCCACCGCUUCUUCUGACGCCAUGGCUUUGGCUCCUCAAGAAGUUUAUCAGCCUUCUAUGGGUAGCCGCCAAGACGAGACUAUUGAGCGCUCUGGUAUUGCCGUAUCGAAGGCUGAAAUGGAUCACACAGAGAAGCAAGCUCGCCGUAGAAGAGUUCGUCGUAAGCACGCUGAAAAACGAAAAGCGUUGGGUGAAAAGAAACGUGGUUCUGAUAAAGAACAAGUUGUGCGUCAAUUGUCUCGUGCAGAUGUUCAAGUCAUUGGUGCUGGCGGAGAACGCAAAAAAAUCUCUAAUCAAUCUAAAGGCAAACCUGCUGCUGUGCAAUCAUCUAAUCAACUUUUACUUUAA